This is a messenger RNA of Somion occarium, 1784 nucleotides long. The record is from the annotation of a GenBank genome assembly. Lineage: Eukaryota; Fungi; Basidiomycota; Agaricomycetes; Polyporales; Cerrenaceae.
ACUCCGGUGCACGGACCAUAGCAAUCAUAAGUCUCGAUGAGCUCGGCCGACAUUGACGACGACAACGACGACCACAUCGCGGUUGACGACUCGCCUAUCUCUUGAAAACGUUUCUAGGACAGGGCCAUACCACCGUCAUGUCUCGCUCGCAAAAAAAUUCUACCUUAUCUCAGUUGGAGGACACCAUACUCGGUGUCUUCUCGCAUGUGCCAAGCUCGGAAACACUCGACCAUCUUGUGCGAUAUUUGAGUACAUGGAGUGGUAGCGACAAGCUCUUCAUGAUCAUACAAUAUUCCCUCAAAAUUAUCGUGCCCUUCUUGCAUCUACGUGCACGUCUUCAGCAUCAAGCGGGCUUGCGAAAGGAGCCCAUUAGUGCUGUAGCGCCUCAUCUAGCGAAACUGGGGAAUCUCGUUGGUGAUGCUAGAAUGCUCAACAAUAUAUGGGGUUUGCUUCCCAUAAUUCGCUGGUUGAUCAAUUUGGAACGCAAUCCUCCACCCACCCGCAACUUGCUUACCAUUGAGCGGUUGCAAGGAUGGGCCAUGCUUGGAUAUUACCCCCUCGAGCAUCUCUAUUAUUUAGUUUCCAAUUCAGUCAUCCCCGCCCAAGUCACCAUACGUUCGCCUAGUUCGUUGGUGCCAUUUGCGGGAACUGAAGGCAAGGAGAAACUAAUCAAUCUUGAUGCCGGGGUUUUGUCGCGUGCCUCUACACGUCUUUGGGCCCUUUACGUCUUUCUUCAGCUCGCCCAUUUACGUGAAGACCGUCGCUUACUCAAUAUCAGGCAGCGCGCUCUCAGCAAGACUAAGACACCUGCUGCUCAGGCAGAAAAAGAGGAGUUGCGUCAACGCUGGGACGCCCUCUGGAGUGAGGUCAUUGUUAAUGUCAGCAAUGUUCCGCUGACCAUACACUGGUCUUUGGAGAGAGGUCUCUUUGAGAAUGAGGUUUGGGUUGGAAUCUUCGGUCUUGUGGCCGCCUUAGCGUCCUGGAGAAGCGGCUGGAAAGCUACGGCAUUACCUGCUUCUGUUCCUAGGCCGGAUGUCCAACCGUUCGAUGUGGAGAAGCCCCCGCUAGAAGAGUCGUCUGAGAAGGUCCCUCCUGUGGACCUCGAUUCCACUGAAGGAACUUUGUCUGGGUCGCUUGAAGACCUGUGAUUGUUAUAUUAUUAGUAUCUAUCGAUAGUGUCUAACAAGGAAUACGAACUUCAUCCACUAAUGAUAUCACGCUAUUCUGGGGUAUGAGUGGCAGCUUGUGAAAUGAUGCAUCGUCAUGCACCUUACCUUCUUUAGUCUACCAAGAGGUACACACAGACAUUAUUUCUCAAUCCACCCCAGAAAUCGCGUUGUUUUACGCAUACCCUCGUGUACUCUCGCCAGACUUCUUACUUCGCCAUGGACCCUGAAGUGAUCGGGCGAGCCAUCAGCGCUCAGUCGCAUGUCGAUCGGGGACCCACAAACAAGCUCCACUUCAAAAGGUUCUCUUUCACAAGCGCUUGGCUCGUCUCUUCAACUGCUAUUCUCUGCAGGACUGUAAGUGACGGCACUUGGCGUUAUGUUCUUACCAGCGUUCAACAUAUCAUUCUUGCACAGUGAGACUUCUUGUCUGUGAAUACAUACUCCCAUGAAUAAUAUUACUUGAUUUGUAAAGAUGUUGGUUCUCGGCAAUUGCCGAAGGCGGUGUAUCUGAUGAGGCGCAAAUUUAAGAUAGAUGUGUCUUCAAGUCGUUACUACUUUUCUAUUCCUAAACUGCUCAUUACUUAGCCUCUUACGUAGAAUAGCAAAGUUCCCAGU